AUGGAAUACUUUCAUAAAAUCCGCUCUACAGUUACUCAAGUUGCAACUCAAGUUAGCAAUGCUCUACCUGGUAACCCCUUAUCGCGGGAGUAUGAUAUAGGAGAAGUUAUUGGUACAGCAGGUCCAGGUUUGAACUGGAAAAUUUUUAAAGCGAUCAAGAAGUCAACUAAACAAACUGUUUCGGUAUGGCUAUAUGAUAAGAAGGACUGUGAAAAAUGGCCCAAAGAUGACAGGGAACUAUUUCUCUCAACAAUUAAGAGAGGAGUCUCGCAGCUAACACGUUUGAGGCAUCCAAGGCUUCUUGUCAUUGAACAUCCUAUCGAAGAGUCUAGAGAUUCUUUGGCUUUUGCCACGGAGCCCAUAUUUGCUAGUUUAGCAAACUGCUUAGGAAAAACCGACAAUCUGGGACAACCCCUUCCACUUCAUUUGAGACAGUUUGCACUUCUAGAAAUUGAAAUAAAGCAUGGAUUAGUUCAACUUGGUGAAGCUCUGGCUUUUCUACAUAUAGACGCGAGGAUUCUGCAUAGAAAUUUAUGUCCCGAAUCUGUGAUCAUUAACGACAGGGGUGCUUGGAAGCUUGGAGGAUUUGAUUUCAGUGUAUCAGGAACUGCAGGUCCUACCGGAGGAAUGGUUUAUGAAUCUUUCGAAUGGAAUGAACGCAUUCCUUCAUUGUGUCAACCUAACUUAGACUACUUCGCUCCUGAAUACAUCAUGGGAGGGCUUGUGAGUCCAAACGCUGAUAUUUUCUCUUUGGGAGCUUUAUCUUUCGCAGUUUUCAACAAAUGCAAAUCUCCAAUGGAACACAGCAAUUCUAUCCCGAAAUAUAAGAAGAAUAUUGAAAAGGUCAAAAGUUUUCCACAACAGUUCUCCGACAACAUUUCGCCUAUCUUCAAAGAUGACUUCAAGAUGUGUCUUAAUUAUUCGCCUGAUCUUCGGCCGGAUGCAACUCAAUUUACUAAAGUAGCUUACUUUGACGAUCCAUUAGUUAAAGCUUUAAAUUAUUUUGAAUCUCUGAUGCAAAUGGACAACAAUCAAAAAAUGCAAUUCUUCAAAUCCCUCCCAACUGUUCUCUCACAGUUUGAAAAAAGACCACUACUACAAAAAGUCAUGCCAUGGUUAGCAGGAGAAUGCUCGACACCGGAUUUGAUACCUUUCAUACUCCCAUCGAUCUUCCAUAUCACAGAACAAGCAACCAAAGAAGAGUUCACCGCAUCUGUUCUGCCUAUGCUGAUUCCGGUAUUCAGUAUGGAACGGCCUUAUCAGAUUGCCUUGUUACUUCUUCAACGUAUGGAAUUGCUUUUGGAAAAAUCACAUGACAACGACAUCAAAACAUACAUAUUGCCUCUAAUCUAUAACUCUAUAUCUAGCGAAACAACAAGGAUUCAAGAACUGUGUUUAUCGAUUGUUCCCACUAUAGGAAAGCUUGUGGAUCGAAACUCGAUGAAAACUCAGCUACUGCCCAAACUGCUGAAGUUGGCUACGGAAGGAGGAGUGCUAGCGAUUAGAGUUCAAGCGCUUGUUUGCGUAGGAAAGCUUUUGCCAACUUUGGAGUCUUGGAUGGUCACUGAGCAAGUUCUUCCCGCGCUUCCAAAAAUAUCAAGCAAAGAGCCUGGCUUACUCAUGGCUAUUUUAGGCAUUUACAAGUUAUCGGUGGAAACCUCUUCUAUUGGAGUUGGGCGCGAACAGCUCGCAAAAAGUGCUCUGCCAUUCUUAAUGGCUACUUCAGUAGAAAAUACUCUAAAUUUACAUCAAUUCGAACAAUAUAUGGCUCUUAUCAAAACUGUACUGACUAAGGUUGAAACAGAACAGCGGUCAAGGUUACAACAACUGAGUGCUGGUCAGGAAGAGCAGAGAGGCAUUCCUAAUUUUGACGAAGUUCUGAAAGCGAGCUCAUCCAAUAUUCUCCCACAAAGUCUCAACGAUUUCGGAAAUUUAAAUCUAGAUGUUGGAUCUAAGAAGGAAGCCGGAACAAAGACUGGCGCAUUAUCUCUUGAAGAGAAGAAACGUCUAGCUGCUGAACAGGAAAUGAGCAAUAAGAAAGGGAACCCUGUGCAGCCUAUACCAACAAUGGAUACCAAGGUAUCUAUGCCAUCUUCUAAACCUACAGCUGCAUCAAAUAUGAUGUUCGAUCCAUUUGAUUUGUCAUUAUCAAUGACUUCAUCAUCCAAUAAAGGAGGAGCUAUUGAUAUUUCCGAGUUUAUGCCCGAACUUCAGAACAAGAAUGUAGCUAGCAACAAUCAGAAUAAUUUUGCCAACUUCGCAAUUAAUAAUUCGUCUUCUUUCCCACAACAACUGAAUACAUUCAACGCAAACCAGUCCAAUUCUUUAGGGUUCCCACAACCCCCAAGAUCGACAAAUGCCGCCGUUCAACGUCCUAGUUCUCAAGGAAAUUCUCUGGAUGCUCUUUUAGCGUUCCCCAAUAAAGCCAAACAAUCGAUGGGAAAUUCAAUGAAUGGGUUCGCUCUGCCCCCACCACCUACAGGAACUUUCCAAAAAACAGUUGCUCCUCAAAAACCGAACACAGACAACAAAGACAAAGACCCAUUCUUCGACUUAUUGGGAUGA
Molecule: messenger RNA, 2565 nt
Organism: Auanema sp. JU1783
Lineage: Eukaryota; Metazoa; Nematoda; Chromadorea; Rhabditida; Rhabditidae
Source: the annotation of a GenBank genome assembly